Lactuca saligna is the source of this 969-nucleotide messenger RNA. The record is from the annotation of a GenBank genome assembly. Lineage: Eukaryota; Viridiplantae; Streptophyta; Magnoliopsida; Asterales; Asteraceae.
AUGAACCUCAAAGUAUCCAUACAUUCUUCAUACAUGGUGAGUUCUGAAAAACCCAUGUUGAAAAUGAACCAUAAACGCUUCCUUUUCACCAAGUUACCUCUAAUGGCGUCUGCUGUCCUCAUGGUCAUCUUCAUCAUCUUCAACCUCUACAUAAAAAACCCAUUUCAACAUUCAUCAAAUGUCCAAAACUACCCUUCAACAAAGCAAUUCAGCCUCCUAAUAGGGAUCCUAACUCGAGCAGAUAAACAUGAACACCGCCAUUUCCUUCGCCUCAUCUAUGGAAUCCAAUCCUCUCCCUUAGCUCAAAUAGAUCUUAAAUUUGUAUUCUGCAACCUCACAAAACAAGAACAAAGAGUGCUAAUCUCCCUCGAGAUCUUAAAAUUCAAUGACAUUAUCAUUCUCAACUGUUCAGAAAACAUGAACGAUGGGAAAACCUACACAUACUUCUCUUCACUUCCAAAUAUUCUAUCUCACCCUUAUGAUUAUGUCAUGAAAGCAGAUGAUGAUGUCUAUUUUCGUCUUUUACCACUCGCAUCAUCUCUCCAACCACUUCCAAGAUCAGAUUUGUACUAUGGGUUUGUGAUUCCAUGCCAAAGUAUGAAUCCGUUUGUGUCGUAUAUGUCCGGAAUGGGGUUUGUUUUAUCAUGGGAUUUAGUGGAAUGGAUUGCAAAUUCGGAUAUUCCUAGGAAUGAUACAAUUGGCCCAGAGGAUAAACUGGUUGGAAAAUGGUUAAAUCUUGGGAAAAAAGCAAGAAAUCGGGUUUCUAAUAAGCCUGCUAUGUAUGAUUAUCCUGGCAUGAAUGGAAGGUGUUCACAUGAGCUUAUUCCUGAAACAAUAGCUGUUCAUAAGCUCAAAAGAUGGGAUCAAUGGCUUGAUGUGAUUCGGUAUUUUAAUGUUACUAAAGAUCUUAAUACAUCGAAGCUUUACAAUGGUUUGAACUUUGACUCGAUUUUCAAUUUAAAUAUGUAA